AUGGAGGCCUCAAUGUUCAAGACCCUCGUCGAGGUCGAAUCCCGCGACCUAGACGCCCACCCUCCCCUCCUCCCCGCCGCCCCUGCCAAGGCCGUCCCGCGAACCUACCCGGGCGCACCACACCACCGUGACGGCUCCUCCAUUGAGCUCGCCCGCAUCGACACCACCGCAGCCAACUACAACAACAAGAGCAGGGCCGGGACACCGCGGGGCAGCGCCGGUCCUUCCCGGGCACAAUCGCCGUCCCGGACACCUGGCUCCGGAAGCGAUAUCGAGAUGAGCCGGCCCUCGACGCCGACGGCCUUUGACGUCCUGCAGAGCAUCACAGACCCGCACAUGAACCGUUACCGCAUGGCCGCGUCGUGCCUCAUGAAUUUUGGCAACGGGCUCAACGACAGCGCGCCGGGUGCCUUGAUCCCCUACAUGGAGAAACACUACGACAUUGGCUACGCAAUCGUGUCCCUAAUCUUCAUAGGCAACGCCUUCGGCUUCAUCUUCGGCGCAGUCUUCCUCGAAUCCCUACGCCUCAAGCUCGGCCGCGCCCGCCUCCUCGCCCUCGCCCAAUCCAUCAUCACAAUCGCCUACGCGCCCAUCCUCGCCCAGGCCCCCUUCCCCGUCGUCGUCGUCUCCUUCUUCCUCAUCGGCUUCGGCAUGUCCAUCACCCUCGCCGUCAACAACGUCUUCUGCGGCUCCCUCCGCAACGCCACCACCGCCCUGGGUUUCAUGCACGGCGCCUACGGGGCCGGCGGCACCGUCGGACCUUUGAUUGCUACCGCGCUCGUCACGGCUGCGAAGGCGCGGUGGAGCACGUAUUACUUUAUCCCCCUCGGCCUCGCCAUCUUCAACGGCGUGUUCUCGACCUACACGUUCUGGCACUACGAGCGGGACCUCCCCGCCGGCGGCGCCCAACCUACGCCCGCCGCCGAGGCCGCAGCAGCAGCAGCGAACUCGUCCUCCUCACAGCUUCUCAGCAUGUUCACCGCCCUCAAAAUUCGCAUCGUCCUCCUGGGCGCCCUCUUCGUCUUCGCCUACCAGGGCGCCGAGGUCUCCAUCUCGGGCUGGGUCAUCUCCUUCCUCAUCGCGACGCGCAACGGCAACCCGGAAUCCGUGGGCUACGUCACGGCCGGCUUCUGGGCGGGCAUCACCAUCGGCCGGCUCUGCCUCUCGCACCCGGCCCACCGCGUCGGCGAGAAGCUGUUCGUGUUCCUCGCCACCGUCGGCGCGGCGGUCUUCCAGCUGCUCGUGUGGCUGGUGCCCAACGUCGUCGGCCCCGCCGUGUCGGUCGCGAUUGUCGGAUUGUUGCUGGGGCCGAUUUACCCGUGUGCGGCGGCCGUGUUUAUGAGAGGGAUGACGAGGACGGAGAGGGUGAAUGGGAUGGGGGUGAUUAGUGCGUUUGGAAGCUCCGGGGGUGCGGUGGCGCCGUUUACCACGGGUAUGGUUGCGCAGGCUGCUGGGCCUUGGGUAUUGCAUCCGAUUGCGAUUGGGCUGUUUGCCUUGAUGAUGGCUUCGUGGUAUGGUGUGCCGCAUGACAGGAAGAGGAGCGUAUGA
Molecule: messenger RNA, 1548 nt
Organism: Colletotrichum costaricense
Lineage: Eukaryota; Fungi; Ascomycota; Sordariomycetes; Glomerellales; Glomerellaceae
Product: major facilitator superfamily transporter
Exons: 2
Coding region: 1-1548 (515 amino acids)
Biological process (GO): transmembrane transport
Cellular component (GO): membrane
Molecular function (GO): transmembrane transporter activity
Source: RefSeq, a predicted model, not a curated record